AUGGCCCCUUCUACUCCUACAUCUAACCCUUUCGCCGCCAUGAGGAACUUUGGUGGUAUGGUGUCGUCUGCUCUUUCCUUCGGCGACAGAUCUCGCCAAGUCUCCUCCCUCGGCCUCGGCACCCUUUCUUUGGGGGAGCCGUCUGGCGAUGUCCCGCCUCCUCGCUCCGCUUCUCCUCCCGCCGGUCCUCCCGCUGGUUCUCCCUCUGCUUCUCCUCCUCCUGGUUCUCGCUCUGCUUCCCCUCCUGCCGCCAGCCCUCGCCGCAGGACGCCCGCCUUUCGUCCUGACUUCGAAGGAAAAGGGGGUGAUUAUAGUGAUGAGGAUGAUAGAAUCGUGUCGGAGGGUGAAACCGAGUUAGAGGAACACUCGGAUGAUGAUAUGGUGGCGGUUAGUGUAGAGGACAACAACGUAGAUAGUCCUGAGCCCGCUCCUGCCCCUCCCCCUGCUCAAAUUGUGGGCCAGAAACGACGCCGUUCCCUCUCCUCUUCUUCUUCUUCCUCUUCUUCUUCUUCCUCUUCUUCUUCCUCUUCCGGGGUUCUCCCCCCCCCCAACGCCAUCCCCCCCCCCAACGCCAUCGCCGCUGCCGCCGCCGCCGGUCCUGCUCCCGCCGCCGGUCCUGCUCCCGCCGCCCCCGUCGCUGCUCCCCCCCCUUCUCCCAGAGGGGAGCCUUUUGGUGUUGACGAAGCGUGUGAUCGUUGCCGACGUGAGAUUAUCACGUAUAAUCGUCCAAACUGGCCCUGCCUCAAGGCAGUCAGGCCACACAACAAGGCCCUCCGUUGUGCUUCGUGCACGUCUGGCCCCUGCUCCUUCUGUCCCGUUUCCUCUGCCCGGGACAUCCCGCCCCGUCCCUCCGACUCUUCGCCCUUCCCCCCUCCUCAGACUCCAGCGUCUGUCCCCCGCUCGCGGGUACCUCCUUCGUCUCUCCGGUCGGUUCGCCGUACUUCGCCGGACCUCCGCCCGUCGCCUCCGUCGCCGUCGCCCUUCGCUCCUGUGGCCGGCCCAUCACGUCUCCCGGCUGUUCCUCCUUCGUCUUCUCGCCGUCCUUCGGCCUCUGCUCCUUCGGUCUCCCGUCCUUCGGCCUCUCGUUCUUCGGCCUCUCGUCCUUCGGCGCCACGUCCGUCCUCUCCAGUGGUAGCUUCUCCCCCGGCUCACAGCACCCGAAGUCGGCGUCCUUCUGUUCCUCCGGCCACUUCGGCGGCCCCUCCCGUCACCCCUCCCUCUGCUCCCCAGAAGACACCGAAGUCUUCUUUAAAGAAAUCAAAAGGGAAAUCUAAAGAGAAGGAGGUUGCCUUCAAUGAUGGUGAUGUGGAAGGUGAAGAUACUCAGCGUGCUGGUCCCUCUGCUCCCCGGUUGUCCCUCGUCCACCCUCGUAUCUCCCUGGACGUCCGUAUUCCUGAGGACGAAAAGGAAUUCGCCACUUAUCGUUCUCUCGUCCUCGGUCUCACUACUCAGCUUGAGGCUGCCCGAAAUGAUACAUCUCUCCUGCUUGACUUCUCUUCUCGUCAAGCUAACGCUUUAAACAAUCUUACUGCGGCGUUAGUAGAUGUAGUCAACACUGGGGCUCUGGACGACGAAGCAAGGACAAGGUUAGCGGACGUCUCUCGCCGAAGCCUUACUGAGAUAGCCGAUGUUCGCCGAAGACUGUUCGACACCCCCUUCCUAGUCACUCCUAUGGCGUAUGAGCCACCACCGUCCCUUGACUGGUUAGGUCGCCGUAGUAGUUCCCGUGUCCCAGCUUCCGCCCAGACUGCUCUAGACCUCCUCAGUCUUCCCUUCGAGUGUCUACGGACCAUACGUUCUCUGUGGAGGACUCCGAGCAUGCAAGCUGCUCGAGAUGUCCAGGACUUCGGUGACUUCUUUGGGGCUAUGAAUCGGGCAUGGAAUGCUUCUCUCUCUACUGCGUUCCCGUCUGAGACUCUCGAUCUACCUUCGGUCAUCGGUAGCCUCCACACUAAUCCCGCGGGACCGAGUAGAUCGAAGGAGAAAGGAAAAGGAAAAGGUAAGGGUAAGAGUAAGGACAAGUGA
This is a messenger RNA of Tremella mesenterica DSM 1558, 2025 nucleotides long. RefSeq lists its product as uncharacterized. Lineage: Eukaryota; Fungi; Basidiomycota; Tremellomycetes; Tremellales; Tremellaceae. The record is from RefSeq and is a predicted model, not a curated record. Bases 1 to 2025 code for a protein of 674 amino acids. The transcript is spliced from 6 exons.